Molecule: messenger RNA, 456 nt
Organism: Melitaea cinxia (Glanville fritillary)
Lineage: Eukaryota; Metazoa; Arthropoda; Insecta; Lepidoptera; Nymphalidae
Product: reactive oxygen species modulator 1
Exons: 2
Coding region: 125-364 (79 amino acids)
Biological process (GO): protein import into mitochondrial matrix; protein insertion into mitochondrial inner membrane
Cellular component (GO): TIM23 mitochondrial import inner membrane translocase complex
Source: RefSeq, a predicted model, not a curated record
CUAAAAAAAAAAAAGCAUAUCCCUUACUUGACAUUUGACACUGACGUCCAAAGAUUUAUCAGACUUUAGUCUGUUCCUACAAGAAAUUUAUAUUUUUCUCAAUUUAUAGUUAUUUUUUAUAAGAAUGCCAGUACCUGGAGGAGUUUACCAAAGCCAGGGACCUUCAUGUUUCGAUAAGAUGAAGAUGGGUUUCAUGAUCGGAUUUUGCGUAGGGAUGGCGAGCGGAGGCUUAUUCGGCGGGUUCACGGCUUUAAGAUACGGUGCCCGGGGCCGGGAACUUGUACAUUCAGUUGGAAAAGUAAUGCUUCAAGGUGGUGGAACUUUCGGUACAUUUAUGGCGAUCGGAACUGGAAUUCGCUGCUGACCUUAUCUUUUAGUUUUUCAUAUUGUAAAUACUGUUAUGUUAAAAUGUAGUGAAGCCUUGAUUUAAUUAUAAAUAAAGUUUUAUUGUAAGUA